AUCUUCUCUGGCCUAAUCUAAAAUAGGCGCGCAAAGCAGUUCAGCUGUUACCAGUUGCGGCGUACGCGGCGUCGGCGGGGCGUAGUCGAAAAAGGCGCGCACGGCGAAUGAAGUGAGUAAACGAUAAUCGAACAGCGUUCGAAGUUGCGAACGUAAUUUCGAGCUUUGCUUUGCUGUAGUGCUGUAAAUCAUCGUCUUCGUCGCAUUUAUGACGUUGGAAGGCAGCUGAUGUGCGCGGCGUUAUACCGAGAGCAAUGUAAACGGAUGUCUCGCGCUCACUCGUCUCGAAGCGAAACCCGUAGACCGAUUGCGUAGGUUAUACCUGUUGCGAUAAUUGUGCGUAUUGCGUGUAUGUAUAUCGAGUCGCCAGAUCCAAAGUUCGCUCGCCACUUGCUAAAAAAUGGAUUCGUCCUCGCGGGAAUCGUCGGUGGAGCUGGAGAUUGCGGAGGACGACGAGCUGCUCGACGAGGUGCUGUGCAUGAACAACCGAGGCUCGAUCGUCACCGAGCCCGAGCGAAACAGCGCGAAGAAGGUGGACGGAGAUACGGAGAGCGGUGCGUGGUACGAGGACGACAAGGAAGGUACGGACGUUUGCUGGGCGAACGAGGAGAGGCGUGAGAGUUCGAGCGCGCGGCGCGACGAUGCCCGAGCGGAGCGCGCGAAGGGCCGGGAAGAAGUCAGGUACAUAGAGUACAAGGACAACGUGAGGAACCGGCCGGAUCCACCCUUUCGCAACACUUGGCGCAAGAGAGCGAGGCAGGAUAGUACGGAUUACAGGUGCACCAAGGUCUCUCGUAACAGACGCUACUCCAGCGACUCCAGUACGACCACCAAUUCGUCGGAGAGCGACAGAAAGCGUGUAGAGUACGAGGACGAUCCAAAGGUGCUGGCGCGUAGACAGAAGGAAAUUGAUUACGGGAAGAACACCAUCGGAUACGACAGAUAUAUUCAGCUGGUUCCCAAAGAGAACCGUACGCGAGAACAUCCGAGGACACCACCGAAACAUAUAAAAUACAGUAGACGGGGUUGGGACGGUAUGAUAAAGUUGUGGCGGAAGCAACUUCAUUCUUGGGAUCCUCCUCAGGAGAACGACAAGACUGAUAAUUAGGCGUAAAGUUCAUUUUGUCAUUCCGUUCAAACUACUGCCAUUAUUAUUUCCUUUAAUUUAUAUUGUAAUUGUAUUAUUUUACGCCUCUUAUUCUGUUACGUAUUGCUUCUAGUUUUUGAGACAUCUGUAUAAUAAUAUAAUUUAUAACUGAUCUUAAAUAAGAAAGAACAGUGAUAUUUUUGUUCUUAUUUAUGUAAUUUCAUAAACACAUUUUAGAGAGCUUGGUUACACAAAUAAUUUUGUAUAAAUAAAAUAAUGUAUAUACAUUGAAGGUCUCUUUUGAGACAACGCAAGUUUCUACUACUAAUUAGAUUAUUAAAGACAUUAAAU
Molecule: messenger RNA, 1438 nt
Organism: Wasmannia auropunctata (little fire ant)
Lineage: Eukaryota; Metazoa; Arthropoda; Insecta; Hymenoptera; Formicidae
Gene: Slbp
Product: histone RNA hairpin-binding protein
Exons: 3
Coding region: 401-1108 (235 amino acids)
Biological process (GO): mRNA 3'-end processing by stem-loop binding and cleavage; mRNA transport
Cellular component (GO): histone pre-mRNA 3'end processing complex; cytoplasm
Molecular function (GO): histone pre-mRNA stem-loop binding; mRNA binding
Source: RefSeq, a predicted model, not a curated record